AUGCGCACCACGCGAGCGCGGCUUGUCCAGUUCUCAAGGGCCUUCUAUCAUGAGAAUCCUCUGGGUCUACCCCGAUCAGGCACUCCUCCAAGCUGGCCAAAGCGGCCCCAGAGGAGAAAAAUCCAUGGUGUCGAAAAGGUCAUAGCCGUCUCGUCAGCCAAGGGCGGUGUUGGUAAAAGCACAAUAGCAGCAAACUUAUCGCUGGCUUUUGCCAGGCUGGGCUUUCGUUCGGGCAUUCUGGACACCGACAUCUUCGGUCCAUCCAUCCCCACGCUCUUCGAUUUGUCUGGCGAACCCAGACUAUCAGCCAAUAAUCAGCUCGUCCCUCUGACAAAUUAUGGAGUCAAAACCAUGUCCAUGGGCUAUCUCGUCGGGGAAAGUGCGCCUGUGGUCUGGAGAGGCCCAAUGGUCAUGAAGGCGAUUCAACAGCUCCUCCACGAAGUAGAAUGGGGCGGGCUAGAUAUUCUCGUCCUUGACCUACCUCCUGGUACUGGCGACACACAAUUGACCAUAACCCAGCAGAUCAUGCUAGACGGAUCUGUCAUUGUGACGACUCCUCACAUCCUCGCUACCAAAGACGCUGUCAAGGGCAUCAACAUGUUCAAGACGGUCGGCGUCGACAUUUUAGGCCUCGUACAAAACAUGUCCAUCUUCAAGUGCCCCCACUGCCACGGCGAGACAAACGUGUUUGGCUCCAAUCAACGGGUAGAACGCAUGUGCGAUGAGCACAAGAUUGAAUUCUUGGGCGACAUCCCCUUGAGCCGCAAUAUAGGGGACGACGGUGACAAGGGGAAGCCUACUGUCGUUUCGGAGCCCACAAGCGAUAGGGCCUCUUGUUUUUUAGAUAUCGCUCGCGCCAUCUCUGGGAAAAUAAGCAUGGAAUAA
Molecule: messenger RNA, 885 nt
Organism: Hirsutella rhossiliensis
Lineage: Eukaryota; Fungi; Ascomycota; Sordariomycetes; Hypocreales; Ophiocordycipitaceae
Product: NUBPL iron-transfer p-loop NTPase domain-containing protein
Exons: 5
Coding region: 1-885 (294 amino acids)
Biological process (GO): mitochondrial respiratory chain complex I assembly; iron-sulfur cluster assembly
Cellular component (GO): mitochondrion
Molecular function (GO): ATP-dependent FeS chaperone activity; ATP binding; 4 iron, 4 sulfur cluster binding
Source: RefSeq, a predicted model, not a curated record